AUGGCCUUCCAAGUGGAAGACCGGAGGUUUGAUUUCUCGUAUUUGGUGCAGAGAGCCCCUCCAUCAGUUUGUGUUUCUAGAAGACACUUGGCUUUCUACACACCCUUCCAACUCCCCGAACUCCUGCCAGGCGUUUUGGGCCGUGUACACUUGGAUUCCUCAGCCGCUGGUGGCUUAGUGGUUGAAAAGGCUCCAAUUUUGAGAGCCAGAGGCAAGGAGAAGGAAGAAAGAGGGAAACCAAAACCAAACAGAAGCAAAACAGAAGACAAAGGAACAAAAAGAACUGCUCUUCAGGAAAUGAGUCUCCAGAUGCAGAGUUGGCAGGCAGCUUUGUCUUCGCAGCAGCUGCAUGCAAGACAAUGUCCAGACAUCGGCAUUCAUUUGAAAAAGCUGGACGAGGGAUUUUGCAAAUAUAAUCACAUUAAAGAUAUUGAGAUGAUUGAGUUCUCUGCAUCAUCGGGGUGGGCCCGCUGUAAAUAUGCAGUCCUUGCAAGCGGAAGGCCAGCAGGACUCUGCUUUUUGAGUGGGAAGUCUGUGGUAACCAGAGGCAGACUUUCUAUCCCGUCUCCGCCUCAGACCCCAAGAGGCACCUGUCACUGUGUCCCAUGCUGA
Molecule: messenger RNA, 612 nt
Organism: Chinchilla lanigera (long-tailed chinchilla)
Lineage: Eukaryota; Metazoa; Chordata; Mammalia; Rodentia; Chinchillidae
Exons: 5
Coding region: 1-612 (203 amino acids)
Source: RefSeq, a predicted model, not a curated record